Molecule: messenger RNA, 2308 nt
Organism: Seminavis robusta
Lineage: Eukaryota; Bacillariophyta; Bacillariophyceae; Naviculales; Naviculaceae
Source: the annotation of a GenBank genome assembly
CCCGCAUCCCAUUGAUCGCCGAACAAAUUUGGUGUUGGCCCUCCCAAAAAGGUCAGCGAUCCACAAAAUAUGCUUCUGAAGAGCUGCCUGACAAAGAAAUUGGACGGUUUGAUGGUGCAUCCAACAAACAUUGCGACCCUUUGUGCUUGGAAGCCAAAAAGGUCUGGGAAGAGUCGACUGUAGCUGCCGAGUUGCUCGGAACCACAAUCCACAAAUCCUUUCCCAUUAGCCUCUGCUGACCCCUGUUCCAAGCUUAGUUAAAAGAAGUAUAUAUACCAUGAAGGUCGCUCCCCUCUUCGUGACCUCCCUCUAUGUCGCCAUGGCUGGAGUUAUGAUGCCAUUGUCGACCGUAGCCGAAGGCGAGGGCUCCUUGGGAGAAUUCCCUGAAGAAAACUCUGCCGAUGGAGCAGCAACGUGGGCAAUGCCCCAUGAAGAUUCUCAAGACGAAACUCCAGACGAAACGUCUCCAGACGAACCUCCGACUGGUGAGGACCCAUUUGCUCCCGAUACAGACCCUCCCGCUACUACAGACCCUGGCGAUAUCGAGGAUCCUGUCGCGAACAUCCUUGAACUUGUGACCAACACGCUUGGAGGUGCCGACGCCCUUUUGAAUAUGCGAUUCCUUCAAGUCAUGACCACUGGAGAGGCUGAAAUUGAGUACGAAGACACCACCCCUGAUGAAGUUGGCAAUGCUGCUUCGUUUGAACGAAACUACACGAUUGACUUGUUUGAAGGGAACGUCCGAAUCGACGAACUCACGGUGCAUGAGUUCGAAGCCCUUCAGUUCUUCCCGCCAAGCUUCACUACCCGCAUCAUGCAACAAACGAUUGGGGAACAGAUUGGAUCAAAAAUGUUCGUACCGAAUGGGACCAUGCCAUCUGAAUCUGUGGCUGCCUUGUCCCAUCAGCUGGUGUUCCAAAACCCUCAUGUCCUCCUAGUCUACAUCCUUGCCAAUGAUGUCUUUGAAAAUAUCACCUAUGCUGGAUUGGACCGAAACGAUAAUGCCAUGCUCAUUGUUCCUGACCCUGAUGAUAUCUGGCCCAUCACCAUGUUCGUCAACACAACUUCAGGAUUCAUCAACAAGGUGACAACUCGCCAGGCCCACCCAUUGGUGGGUGAUCGAAGAGUUACCUUUCGAUACUUUAACUGGGUGAUUGAGAGCGAAGGACCCUCCCCUCUGCUGUUCCCACGAAGGGUUCGAAUCUCCAAUCAAAACGGAAAAGUUGUCUGGGACGAACGACGCGAUUCCGUCAUGACACCUGCGGAUGUGGACAUGUCCAUGUUUGAAUUCAGUGGCAGCGUGGAUCCGGAUAGCUUUGACGCAUUCGCCUUUUACUACGGUCUCGCCAACUCUCUCUUGUUUGACACAUUCGACAUGACUGGAUUCUGGUUCCCCUGGAGGGUCGCUUACAGUGACCCUCAAGAGCUGGCUCCUGGUGUCACGUGGAUGAACGCAGGAACCUCCGCUUCGCUGGUUGUGGAGCAUGCCGAUGGCUUGAUUGUGUUGGAAGGUUUCGGUAGCCAGUUCCAGACCCAACUCUUGUUGCAAGCUGCGGGAGAGCUCUUUCCUGGAAAGAGCCCGACACAUGUGUUGCAGACUCACUUUCACUUUGAUCAUUCUAGUGGAGUCCGAGAAUACCUGGGUGCAGUAGAGGAUGUGACGCUCGUGAUUGGAGACGGCACCACCGAGUUCUGGUUGGACGUGAUGAUCGCCCAGCACAGUAUAAUUCCAGACUCUGUGGAAACUGCCAAUGUGACGAACUAUGACAUUGUCACGGUGGAAUUUGACCAGGAACAAGUGCUUUUGGAUGCCGACGGCAUGGUGGUGACGGCCUAUCACACCAGCCGCGCCGAACACGCCGAGGACAUGAUGAUUUUCACGGUGGAUGUCAACGCCACUCGAAUCCUGUAUCAAGCCGAUCUGUACAAUGGUGGCUUUGGCGGUACCAUUACAUUGAACGGCCCACAACACUUGUUUGACGCAAUGCGCGACCACAGCAUCCUUACAGCUAAUUGCACUUCCGAUGUUCCCUUGACUAUUGUUUCUACACAUGGUAUUCCAAUCACUCUGGAAGAAGCAUUGGCGGAACUGGCCUCGCUUGACGUAGAUGUUGGUUGUCCUGCACCUGCUGAUGAGUAAAGGAGGGAGAAGUAAGCAAGCAAGCGAGCUGAUGAUACAACAGCUAGCUAGGGCUGUAGCGUCGCGUUGUUGUCAGGAAGAUCAACGACCUGGCUAGUUGCCUACGGGUAUUUUAGGAUAAGUUACAUACUUAAUAUCAUAAUUAUAUAGACUAUCAAGUUUCAAUCG